This is a messenger RNA of Gallus gallus (chicken), 4111 nucleotides long. RefSeq names its product DnaJ heat shock protein family (Hsp40) member A4 (gene DNAJA4). The coding region runs from base 126 to 1322 and encodes 398 amino acids. The transcript has 8 exons. Gene Ontology annotation, cellular component: cytoplasm; cytosol. Gene Ontology annotation, molecular function: Hsp70 protein binding; ATP binding. NCBI's taxonomy places the organism in Eukaryota, Metazoa, Chordata, Aves, Galliformes, Phasianidae. The record is from RefSeq and is a predicted model, not a curated record. Gene Ontology annotation, biological process: response to heat; protein refolding.
GGCCAUCAUUGAGGUCGCUGAGCGGGUGGCGGUGGUGGGGUGCGGGUGGCGGUGAGCGGCUGCGGCCUUAGAAGCGCUGUAGGCGUUACGGGCUUUAUAAACGCGGCGCGUCCCCGCGGGACACCAUGGUGAAGGAGACGGAGUACUACGACAUCCUGCAGGUGAAGCCCACCGCCUCCUCCGAGGAGAUCAAGCGCGCCUACCGCAAGCUGGCGCUGAAGUACCACCCCGACAAGAACCCCAGCGAGGGCGAACGGUUUAAACUCAUAUCCCAGGCAUAUGAAGUUCUGUCGGACCCAAAGAAAAGGGACCUCUAUGACCAGGGUGGGGAGCAGGCUAUUAAAGAAGGAGGCCUGAGUGGCGGCAGCUUCUCUUCACCCAUGGACAUCUUUGACAUGUUCUUUGGUGGUGGAGGCCGAAUGAAUAGAGAGAGAAGAGGCAAGAAUGUUGUGCACCAGCUAGGUGUAUCUCUUGAAGACUUAUAUAAUGGUGUUACAAGGAAACUGGCACUGCAAAAAAAUGUUAUUUGUGGGAAAUGUGAAGGUUACGGUGGAAAGAGAGGUGCAGUAGAGAAGUGCCCUGUAUGUAAAGGAAGAGGAAUGCAAGUUCUUGUUCAGCAGAUAGGACCUGGCAUGGUACAGCAAAUCCAAACUGUUUGUCCAGAAUGCAAAGGCCAAGGUGAAAGAAUAAAUCCAAAGGACAGGUGUGACAACUGCAAUGGAUGUAAGGUUGUAAGAGAGAAAAAGAUCAUAGAAGUUCAUGUUGAUAAAGGUAUGAAAGAUGGUCAAAAGAUAGUGUUUCAUGGAGAAGGUGACCAGGAGCCUGAUCUGGAGCCUGGUGAUGUUAUAAUUGUGCUUGAUCAAAAGGAUCAUGGUGUUUUUCAGAGACGAGGCCAUGACUUAGUUACAAAAAUGAGAAUUCAACUCUCAGAGGCUUUAUGUGGUUUCAAAAAGACUAUUGAAACUCUUGAUAACAGAGUCCUUGUCAUAUCAUCUAGACCAGGUGAAGUGAUAAAACAUGGUGACCUGAAGUGUAUCUACAACGAAGGGAUGCCUAUCUACAAAUCUCCAAUGGACAAAGGCAGCUUAAUUAUACAGUUUUUGGUCCAGUUUCCAGAGCAGCACUGGCUUCCAAGGGAGAAACUCAAUAUGCUGGAGGCUCUGCUUCCUCCAAGAGAAGAUGUUAUGAUUACGGAUGAGAUGGAUCAAGUAGACCUUGAAGACUUCGACCCAAGUGAGCAAACCUACCGUAACAGUGGAGGAGAAGCAUAUGAAGAAGAUGAGGAGGGUCCAAGAACAGGUGUACAGUGUCAGACAUCUUAAAUUGAGGUACGAAGCCAGUAAAAGAAAGAAAUGCUGGCAGUUAGCAAAGCACUGAAGACACAGGAGAAACAUGCAGAUAAAAGAAUGUAACGUGGAUCAACGUGUCUUGUGAGUGAAUUAAAAAGCCUUCCAAGGGCAAGGUAAUGUGUUUACCUGGCACAAUGUAACUCAGGCACUUCUGCAGGCCUAAUAUUAAUUACCUAAAGCACUCCAAAAUUGUUCUUAAAUAAAGGAUUUGUCUAUGGAUCAGUGAAAUAUUCAGAAUAAGACAAUAAUGAAAUAACCUGCAUUUCAACUUGGAGAAUGCAACAUCAAUCAACAGACUUCAGCUUUACUGUAAUUUGACUUGUUCCCUUAGGCCUGGAGACGCUGCAUAAAGAAGCAUCGUGUAUACAGCUCAAAUUAAAUGCACGACUAGCUACCAUUCUUCCCUUCCUUUAGAGCACCUUUCUAUUGUGCUGAUCCUUUCUCGUUCCACCUCUGGUGAAACACCUCUUCCCAUCACAUUGAUCUGUCCAAUUGGUACAGUACCUACCAAAAAGCGUAUCCAGAUGUAUCCAGAAAGCGUUAAUAAUGUGUAAAUGUAAAACUGCCCAAUACUACUUCAUGAUGAGUUGGGAAAAGUCAUUAAGAAUUUAAGGUUUUGCAAACAAAGAAGGAUUAAAGAAAAAUUCCAGCCACCUCAUGUACUGUUAUGCACUGUGCAGUAUUUACCACCUAGUGUUAGCACACAUCUCACACACAGACAGCUUAACACUGGUACCUUACCAGGACCAGCAUCUAUCGACUUGAUCUGUUUGCCAGUUUCUAAAUCCCAAAGGCGGAUGUGGGCAUCUAGGGAGCUGGAUGCUGCAAUGGAACCCGUGUGGCUGAUAUCCACAGACACCACACCCAGCUGGUGACCCUCCAACGUCCACUGCAGAUCCAGUUUUUCAUCAUUCCUUUUGUGACAGGGAAAAAAAGAGUUACAAAUAGCUGGGGGGUACUUGACCAACCACAAACCUCAGACAGAACAAACAAGAUAACCCACAGUUCUCCAUUUCACUCAGCCAGGGGACAAUCUAAGUGAAAAGCAAAGAUAGAGAUGCACAAAUUGUCUAUGGCACUCAAAGGAAAGAACAAACAAAUCAACUACUUACCAUAUUUAUGCAAUGUAAGCACUUCAUUUUACAUUUCUAAGUAUUCCCACAGAAAUCACCAUUCCACAGCAAUAUACGAGUACUUACACAACAGACUUCAUCUGCCACCACAGCAUGGCUAACAUUUUUAUAUCACAACAGAGCAGCUCAAGUAAUUAAAGUGAUGCACAUGCCUAUCUUUCUCCGACUAAAGGAGAGAAAAAAUUCUUUGCCAAAGUACCCAUCAGUGUUACUUUAUGAGGAUUAUGAGGACUUAUUUUUUUUAUAAGAAAGGAAGGUGACAUUUCCUUUUUUAUUUUGCUCCCAUUAUUCAUUUUGCAGUAGACACAUUCCUUCCCAAUGCAUUACCUCAUAAAAAGUUGCAUUUCUAAUUCUUUGGCUUCAAAAUGCAACAAGUCCUACCACCAUCUGGUAAAAGACAUGGAAAAUAUGAUGUGUAUUUUCAACAGGGUUUGUGUUCUUAAAAAUUGAAAGCACUCUGGAAUGCUACCACUCCAGGAGAAAAAGAUAAGGUCUACGCAAGAAAAGAGCUGUAUGCUAUGCUACCCCUUCCUUGAUGCAGUUUCUAACAUCCUUGUAGGCUGUGCCAAAUUAAGACUGCUGCAACUCCAUAUCAACUUCCCAGGAUUAAAACUGCUCAUACCAUCCAAUACAAAGCACUUCACUUACCACUUCCAGACCUUCACUAGAUCAUCCAAAGAACCAGAGAUCACUGUUUCAGAACUGUCUUUUUUAUUCUUUCCCCAGGCAACUGACCAGAUGGCAUCAUCAUGAGCUAAAAGAGAAUGAAAGCAUGGAAACUAAAAGUUAAAGUACUUUCUUUUGAUGUAAGACAGCAACCAGUUUUUACUUCCCGCUAACAUUCAGAGCAGAUAGGCCAAUGAAUAUCUGGAUGUGACACAGUUACAUGCCUGAGGCAAACACAUAUACAGACUGUUCCUAGAAAAGGGAGAAUUGCUAAGCUCAUGCAGAAGCAAUAUUUUACACACAGAAAGCUCCAAAUAAGAAAGCCUAAUGCAAGAGGAGCACCAUCUCAAUGCAGAACCCUUCUUUAUUACCAUUCUCACAUAGAUAUCUGUAUCUUAAUCAAUGAAAUAAUAAGCAAUUGUAAUAAAUCUGGGUUAUCUAGUUUACAACUAAGCUAUCUCUCUGACUGGGAGCCCUGGGAGGUCCCAUCCCAUUUUUCUGUUAGUUUUUUUUAAUUAUUUUAUCUCCUUAUACCCUAAAUAACUUAUGUAUAUGCCAACCUGCCAUUGUUACUUAUAUUGCUUACUCUCCUAGUCAUCUUGUUCUCUGUCUCUCUCUCAAUUAUGUGAUACUGCUACUUCAUGGGCUGUCUCCUAAUUAGCAUUAAUUAUCUUGUAAGUAGUUUAGUAGCCCUUAGGUGUACUAAAAGGGCUAAGAUUAUACUGCUAUAUACUGCUAUAUAUAUAUAUAUACUGCUAUUAUACUGCUAUAUAUUCAUCUGCUGUAACCUAUCUGAUGAAGACACCAGAGUCAUCCAGCAAGACAAACUUGAAACACAUCCAGAGUUCAUCUUCACAGCAGUUAAUCCCAGCAGAUUGGAAGCUCUAUUGCAUCUUGAAGUACUUCGUUAAAAACAAAACAGACCCUUUCCCCCAGCAAGGAGAUUAAAACAGGAAAUUGCUC